Corylus avellana is the source of this 1755-nucleotide messenger RNA. RefSeq names its product Phospholipid/glycerol acyltransferase family protein. Lineage: Eukaryota; Viridiplantae; Streptophyta; Magnoliopsida; Fagales; Betulaceae. The record is from RefSeq and is a predicted model, not a curated record. Gene Ontology annotation, biological process: phospholipid metabolic process.
ACCGUAGACCCUCCCACACCGUAAAAUCAAAAACCCUCCCUUCCUCUUCCUUCUCUUCUUCUCUCUUUUCACUAUGCUCGCGCGUCUCCUAGCUCUCUCUCUCUCUCUCUCUCAGUCUAGCAUCUAUGAUUUCUCCUCGAGUUCUCCCCAACUUUCUGUGUUUCCUCUGAGUACGCUCUCUCGUUCUGUGAGGGACUUUGUGGUUGAGCAUUUGGAAUGGCGGUGUACAGGAUAGAGCGAGGGGAUCUGUGGAAGAGCAAGGCGGAAGCGCUCUCGCUCCGCCUCAGGGACCGCUUCCGAGUGGCGGUGGACCGGCGCCGCCGGAAGCAGCCGAUGCUUUUUUCCGGCGACGGUUACUUAUCCACCGUCGAUCGUUUGCUCCGCCGCUUUCGCGAUUUCCGCAGGGAUUCCUUGCCCUCUUCUUCCGUUUUCUAUCGCAAAGGAGUGAGUAAAGACUUCAAUGCUGAAGAAGAGUCCGUCCUUGUUCGCAUGCUUCAAGCUGUGGCUGUUCCUGUUCUUGGAAAUGUUUGUCAUGUGUUUAUGAAUGGCUUAAAUCGUGUUCAGGUUUAUGGUUUAGAAAAAUUGCAUGACGCAUUGCUGCACAGACCCAAGGAGAAGUCUCUUAUUACGGUCAGCAAUCAUGUUGCUUCUGUGGAUGAUCCAUUUGUUAUUGCUGCGCUGCUUCCUCCAAGUGUUCUUUGGGAUGCUCAAAACUUGAGAUGGACACUUUGUGCAUCUGAUCGUUGUUUUACCAAUCCCGUGUUUUCUGCAUUCUUUCGAUCUGUCAAAGUAUUGCCAGUUGCUCGUGGUGAUGGUAUUUAUCAGAAGGGCAUGGAUAUGGCUAUUGCAAAAUUGAAUCGUGGUGGGUGGGUUCACAUCUUCCCUGAAGGUAGUCGCUCUCGGGAUGGUGGAAAAACCAUGCGGUCUUCCAAGAGAGGUGUUGGAAGGUUGGUCCUGGAUGCAGACAAUAUUCCGAUGGUUAUUCCAUUUGUACAUACUGGGAUGCAGGAGAUCAUGCCUGUCGGAGCCAAAAUCCCAAGAAUUGGAAAGACGGUAACAAUACUUAUUGGGGACCCUAUCCAUUUCGAUGAUUUGCUCAACGUGGAAGAAGCGCAACACACAUCAAGAGGAAAAUUAUACGAUGGUGUAUCUUCAAGAAUUGGUCACCGAUUACAUCAAUUGAAGAUUCAAGUUGACAGGUUAGCACUUGAACAAGCAACACAAUUACAAAAUCAUCCUGUACGAAGUGUAGAACAAACAGCUGGGAUCUUGCAGCUACUUGACUGGGAAUCCCUUGGGAUGGGAAGCUAUUUAUCAACUGAAGAUGAUUCUUCACUGACGCAAGAAUCAGAGAUCCCACCAAGGCUAGAUGCUACGUAUUCUCAGGAGCCUGCUUCUUCACUGGGGCAAGAAUCACAGAUACAACCAAAGCUAAAUUACACCUAUCUCAAAGUGGGUUUGUCCUAUGGAGAUGGGAUUGUGUCCAGGAUGCGUGGUUAUAUGGAUCCUACUGAGCUAAUGGGUUUUGCUGCCAGAGGCUUAUUUAUGAAUCUAAGAUCAAAGGAAUUUUCAGCAAGUUACGGAGAGGUUGGCCCCUUGAAGGCAUGGAAACAAUUUUUGGAAGAUAAUGUAUUCCGGCAGUGGAACUACUGCUAACAAAUUAUACUAUACUACCGUCAAGGCUGUUGUAUUUCCAAAUUCAGUGUAAAUACUAGUGGAUUCAAGAGUGAUGUGAUUUGAUGCAUGCAUUGCCAA